Adineta steineri is the source of this 2868-nucleotide messenger RNA. Lineage: Eukaryota; Metazoa; Rotifera; Eurotatoria; Adinetida; Adinetidae. The record is from the annotation of a GenBank genome assembly.
AUGAUCGUAUUAUGUUUUAUACAAAUCAUUCAUUUGUUAUUAAUAGGAACAGAUACGUAUGAAAUCGAUCGAAAAGAUUCAAAUAAAUUUUUAAAUACAAAAAUUUCUUUUCGAAGUAAAUAUGAACAAUCAAGAGAAACUAUUGAAACAACUCGUGAAUUAUGUCUCGAUGAAUAUCGACAACAACAAAAAUUUUCACAACGUCGUCAAGUAUUAUCUCCAUUUUGUUCACAAUAUUGUGCAGAAACAAUGGAUUGUCAACAACAAAAUGAACAAUCGGCUUGUGUUAAUCCAUUGUAUCCACCAUGGCCAUUACGAACAUUAAAAUUUGUACAAAAAUUUGAACGUGUGUGUUAUAUAAGAAUCACAGAAGUUUUACGAUAUGAACAAGCUGAACAAUUAUGUCGAAAACAUGGACUUGAAUUAGCUAUUAUUGAUAAUAUGCGUUUACUUGAACGACUUAAACAAAUGAAUAUGUUUAAUACAACAUGUAAAGGUCAAUGUCCAGAAACACGAGGAUUUUAUAUUGGAUUAAAACGACAGAUGGAUGAAGAUAGUCUAUCAUCAUCGAAAUGGAUAUGGUCUAAUAAUGUAACAUGGGCACAAAGUGAAACAGAUUGUGGAGAUGAAUAUUCUGAAACAUCUUUUGCAAAUGCCAGUCUUCUUUGUUAUAUUGGAUCAGAUGGGCAAAAGAAAGUUACAGUAUGGAAUGAAGGUGAACCAAAUAAUCAUCGAGUAAAUCAAUUUCAAUUAGGUGAACAAUGUGUUGAGAUUAUUGCACGUCCACGUAAAAAUGGUUCAAGUGAAGACAUAGGAAGAUUAAAUGAUAUUCCAUGUGUUAAAGCAACAUUAGGUGCUAUAUGUCAAAUCAAUGAUUUAAAACCAAUUAAUUCAACGCGAUUUGAAUAUUUUGCAACAAUAAUGGGAUUUAAUGAAACUGAAACAGAAGAAAAUGAUUUAUUAAAAAAUUUAUUUUCAAAUUUUGAAGGUUCUAUUGAACCUAAUCUAGAUGCUAUGGCAUCAAUGACUGCAGCACUUGAAGGAUUACUUGCUUUACCUUCAUUUACAACUGAACAAGCAAAUCAUGUAUUAAAUAUUGUCGAUCAUCUUGUUAAUAUUACAGGACAAAUUGAAGUUGAAGAUAAUUCAUUAAAAGUAGUAACAAAUAAAUUACUUCAUUUUAUUGAUUUAUUUCCAGUUAAAAUUGAAAUAAAUAAUGAACAAAGUACUUCAUUUAAAUAUGAAAAUAUGAUGACAUCAUUAGUUAAUGUAAAUUUUGCUCAACAAGAUGAUAGUAAAUGGUUUACGAUAAAAUCUGAUAAGCAUCAUCCAGAUAGUAUUAUUGAACUUAAUAUACGAGCAUUACGAGAAUUAACUAAUAAUUAUUGUAUUAUUGAAACCAUAUUUUCGAAUUUUAAUCUAUUUCUACAAACGAAUAAAACUACACAGAUAAAUAAUAAUCGAUUACUUGGAACACCCAUAUCAUAUCAAAUAGCUAAUUGGACAACGAUUAAAAUCGAUGAAGAUUUUGUACGAUUUCAAAUACGUGUGCCAAAAGAUAUUCAAACACGUAAUAUAUCAUGUGUUUAUUGGUCAUUUGAUAAAAAUAAUGGUUCAUGGAUAGAAGAUAAUGGAUGUCAUUUCGCAGGGUAUAAAAAUGAUUAUGCUCAGUGUUAUUGUAAUCAUCUUACUCAUUUUGCAUUACUUAUGCUUCCUGAAUCUGAACAAACUCUAGAACCUUUAUCAUAUGUCGAAUCGUUUAUACUGACAACUGUAACAUAUAUCGGUAUUGGUCUAUCAAUAUUUGGUCUUGUUAUAACAUUAAUUACUUAUAUACUUUUUCGAUGUUUACAGAAAAAUCAUUUACAUUCUUCUUUAUUUAUGCUUUGCUUAUCAAUAUUAUUUGUUAAUUGUCUUUAUAUACCAUUUAGUCUUAUUAAACCACAUGAAUUAGCAACAAAAAAAAUUAGUUAUUGUAAUAUAUUAGGAUUUUUAUUUCAUUAUUUUAUAACAACAUCAUUUAUGUGGAUGUUAAUUAUGGCUUCUAUUCAAUAUAUGUACUUUGUUCGGAUAUUUAAUACACAUAUCUCACAUUUUUUGAUUAAAGUUAAUGUUAUUGGAUGGAUUUUACCAUUAAUAUUUCCUAUUCUUGUUAUAUCAAUUGGUACAAAUGGUGGUUAUACAGGAGAAACACGAUGUUGGAUUAAUAAUGAAAUACUUCUUUAUACUACUUUUCUUGCACCAAUAUCUCUUAUUGUUUUCUGUAAUUUUAUUCUCUUUUUAUUUAUAUUACAAAGUCUUUUUCAAAGUGAUCCGACAAUUCCUACACAACAAAAUAAUCGAUCGAAAUUACAAGUGGGCGCAGCUCUUUGUUGUUUUGUUUCAAUUGGUUGUACAUGGGCAUUUGGUAUAUUAGUACUUAUUCGAUCAUCAUUUAUUCAUCAAUUAAUUUUUUGUAUAAGCAAUUCUCUUCAAGGUUUUCUUAUAUUUAUUUUUCAUGUUUAUUUAUCGAAACCGAAACGAGAAUUAUGGCAAACAUUUUUUAUUCAACGUGGUUUUCAUCAACGUCCUCAUUCAAUAUCUGCUCAUACAGCUCUUUCGACAACUAGCGAUUCAGGUACAAGAAAUAUUAGUAGUUUAGCACGUCCUGUUAAGUUUCGUUUUACUUCAACACAAUCAACUAAUGAUUCAACAGGAGCAUCAACUGCAAUCAAUCCUACAUUUACCGAUACUAAUGGAAGUAAUUUAUUAAAUAAAGAACGAAUACAACCAGGCCGUACUUCUCAAAUAGUUAUACGUUCACAACCAGAAUUUCUAUAUGAUAAAAUACAAAAGGCUAAAAUGGAGAUAAAUAAUCAUUAUGCUUGA